Molecule: messenger RNA, 175 nt
Organism: Prorocentrum cordatum
Lineage: Eukaryota; Dinophyceae; Prorocentrales; Prorocentraceae
Source: the annotation of a GenBank genome assembly
UCCAGGCUGCGGCUCCUCCGACGACCCGGGACGGGGAACGGGCACUGCCGCGGCCUGCUUCGGCGGCCCCGCUGCCGCGCGAGGAGGGCCGCCCUCCGGCCCCCCCCGGUGCCGCGGCCGCCGGCUCGCCGCCUCCGCGGGGCACUCCUGGACGGCCCGUGCCCCCUUGCGGUGA